AUGUGGCAGCAAUGUCCUACGGGCAGCAACCACGCCGCAGCCAGUGAAGGCCGGGGCCUUAGUAAAAAAUUUGUUAGCUGCGGGAGUCGAACCCAACCAGAGACUGCUCUGCCCUCCGCAAAGCAGCAGCCCGGAGGGGGGGGGGACUGCCUUGAUGCGGCUCCUGUUAAUUUAUGGAGCGAAUGUCGCGUCCAGGACUUCACUGGGCAGCUGACGUAG
Nezara viridula (southern green stink bug) is the source of this 219-nucleotide messenger RNA. The record is from the annotation of a GenBank genome assembly. Lineage: Eukaryota; Metazoa; Arthropoda; Insecta; Hemiptera; Pentatomidae.